Messenger RNA from Notolabrus celidotus (New Zealand spotty), 1545 nucleotides. RefSeq names its product protein LBH-like. Lineage: Eukaryota; Metazoa; Chordata; Actinopteri; Labriformes; Labridae. The record is from RefSeq and is a predicted model, not a curated record. The transcript has 4 exons. Bases 443 to 760 code for a protein of 105 amino acids.
AGCUGGACAGAUUGGGUUGUAUACAAUGCAUGUCUUAAAUAUCAUGCAUGCUGUAGAAUUUGAUACUAAUUUAACUUUAUCUUAAACGCCCGAGGUCAACCAAGUGUUCUGAUAGGGGUGUCCAAACAUGUUUAGCAGUGUGUUGUCCCUGAAUCCUUCUAGCGUCGUGUUCUACUGUAAUUCAAACAUUUUCUGAUAGUCCGUGAAGGCAGCACUCGUUCUGGUCCUCUGCGCAGACUCAGAACACUUCGAUACGAGCAGCAACUUCACCGGGAGCUCUGCGCGCCCCGCCGCACAACAGCCCGCAUCAUCAUCAUCAUCAUCAUCAUCAUCAUCCUCAUCAUCAUCAUCAUCCUCCUCAUCAUCAGCAGCAUCAGUGUGAUGAGGCAGCGGAGGACGAAGACCUUCCUGCUCUGAGACACUGGACCAGCCCGCAGACAGGAUGACUGAGGUGAUGAACUCUCUGGAGCCGGCUACCGAGGAUUUCAGCGGGGGUGGAGCAUCAGCAGAUCAGGAUGCAAUCUUCCCAGAGACCCAUGAAAGGUAUCCAAAGUUGUCCAAGAGGCUUCCCUCCAUCGUGGUGGAGCCGACAGACGCAGCUGAGGUGGAGAGUGGUGAGCUUCGCUGGCCGCCCGAUGAGCCGAGCUCUCCGGACGCUAAAAGUGGGAGAAAGUGCACAGAGGAACAAACUGCAGAUGAACAGCUGAAUGUCGAUGUGGACACGGAGGCUUCCGGGGCCGAGAUGCAGGACUCCAACUGAACAAACCCUCCUCUUGUUGUGAUCCACUGUUACUGUGAGUGUGUCCAGACUUGGAUGAAUGGAAAAGAGUCCAGCAGAAGAGCACAGACAGGUUUCAGGAAAAGAGGGGCCAAGGUAGAAAAAACAGAUUCCCAGACCCCAGAUUGUGGGCUUGGAGCCAGAGUCGUGUUGGCACUUUCUUAAAUAAAUCAUGUACUUGUCUUUGUAGAUGAAAGAGAAUGACCUGAUACAUGUAAACUUAUAAUGAUUGAAGGGACCAAAUUUCUUUAAUGACACUGUUUUCUAGUUUGUACUCGCCUUUUGGUUGUUCUCUUUACAUGAUAAGCUGUCUGUCUGGUAAUAAAAAAAAAAAGCAACUUUAACUCCUGGCAGCAGACACGUUUUCACUGCCACAAUUUAAAGAACACCGACAUUAGACAGAUGCUACUAUGACUGUUGUCACAUUUCCAGCUUUGUGAUUUUGAUAUUUUUAAUUUGCUAAAGGAAAUUUCACCCUUCUGGCUCCAAGCCUCUGCCGUCCAGAUGUCCCUCGAUAACAUUUUGUAAUCUGGACGGUUGUUUCUAAAUGCUGUCUUAAGUAUUUAGCUCAUGUGUGCCAUAUUACUACUACUUCUAAUGGUAGCUACUAUAUUUUGUGCACAGUUUUUACAUUAACUCUAGAUGUAAAUAACAUCACUGUUUGUUGAGUGGUGACUGCUGUAGUUUGGUGAUCUUGGUUCACUCUGUAAUAAUAGCUACGGUGUUUUAAAGAGCAGUAUUUGAUUAAAGAAGCCUUCAACACUUUA